Molecule: messenger RNA, 789 nt
Organism: Orycteropus afer afer
Lineage: Eukaryota; Metazoa; Chordata; Mammalia; Tubulidentata; Orycteropodidae
Product: granzyme H-like
Exons: 5
Coding region: 1-789 (262 amino acids)
Biological process (GO): proteolysis
Cellular component (GO): intracellular membrane-bounded organelle; cytoplasm
Molecular function (GO): serine-type endopeptidase activity
Source: RefSeq, a predicted model, not a curated record
AUGCAGCCACUCCUGUUCCUGUUAGCUCUUCUCCCGCCCCUCUGGAUUAGAGCAGAGGUGAUCAUUGGAGGUCAUGAAGCCAAGCCUCACUCACGUCCCUACAUGGCCUUUCUUCAGUUUCUGCAUCAGGAACGCUGGAAGAGGUGUGGCGGUGUACUGGUUCAAGAGGACUUUGUUCUGACAGCAGCUCACUGCUGGGGAAGCUCCAUAAAUGUCACCCUGGGGGCCCACAACAUCAAGAAGAAGGAAAAGACCCAGCAGCAAAUCCCUGUAAAAAGAGCCAUCUGCCACCCAGGCUAUAAUGAGAAGACUUUUUUUAAUGACAUCAUGCUGUUACAGCUGAAGUCAAAGGCCCAACGGACAGCAGCUGUGCUUCCACUCCACCUGCCAGGGAAAAAGGCCCAGGUGAGGCCAGGACAGGUAUGCAGUGUAGCCGGCUGGGGCCAGGUCUCGAUGGGCACUUUGACGACCACACUGCAUGAGGUGGCAUUGACUGUGCAGGGGGAUCAGAAGUGUGAGUCCCUCUUUCCCAAGAAUUACAACAGAGACACCGAGAUCUGUGUGGGGAACCACAAGGAGAAGAAGACUGGUUUUAAGGGGGAUUCCGGGGGCCCCCUUGUGUGUAAAAACAUGGUCCACGGUAUUUUCUCCUAUGGACUCCAAAACGGGACACCUCCUGGAGUUUUCAUGAAGAUCUCACGCUUCCUGCCCUGGAUCAAGAGAACAAUGAAGCGUUCUAAAAAAAGCCCCUUUGGAGUCUCCUGUCCUCAGAGUGAGCUUCCUCUGUGA